This is a messenger RNA of Leguminivora glycinivorella, 2195 nucleotides long. RefSeq names its product N-acetylgalactosamine kinase (gene Galk). Gene Ontology annotation, molecular function: galactokinase activity; ATP binding. Lineage: Eukaryota; Metazoa; Arthropoda; Insecta; Lepidoptera; Tortricidae. The record is from RefSeq and is a predicted model, not a curated record. Bases 137 to 1600 code for a protein of 487 amino acids. Gene Ontology annotation, cellular component: cytosol; cytoplasm. Gene Ontology annotation, biological process: galactose metabolic process; carbohydrate phosphorylation. The transcript has a single exon.
UAUGUUAUGACUGUAUACGUGUAACAAAGUGAAGUGUGUUGUUCAGUGGCAUAACCCAUUGCUGAUAAAUGUAAUUUUCAGUCAUAUUAUUACUGAGCCGCGAUACGGUCGCUUUACAUAUAACAAGUGCUAAUAAAUGCCAACGGAAAUGGAAAGUGAACUUAAGAGUGAUGAAGUACCAAUUGCUAUUACUCCGUCUGAUGAGAGAAUAAAUCGUUUAUCUCGUUUAUAUGAAGAUGAGUUUGGAAAAAAGCCGUCAUUUUACGUGAGAGUUCCGGGACGUGUAAAUAUUAUUGGUGAACAUAUUGAUUAUUGUGGCUUCCCGGUGUUGCCUAUGGCAUUAGAGCAGGAUAUUUUAGUUGCGGCAAGUUUGAUACAAGAACCGGCAAUUUAUCUUCGCAAUGCGAACAGUAAAUAUAAAAGUUUCAAUACGAAAAUUACAACUUACGAGGAGAUUGAGAUAACACCGGACGGUGACGGAAAACCAUUUUGGUAUAAUUACGUUCUGUGCGGAAUAAAGGGUGCUCUAGAGUAUUUGGAAAAUAAGAUGGAAAAUGGAUUACAACUUUAUAUUGAUGGAAACAUUCCUCCAGCUUCUGGUCUUUCUAGUUCGUCGGCACUUGUAAGCGCUGCUUGCUUAUCAUUUUUAUACGCACAAAAUGUAUCUAUGAGCAAAACCGAAAUAGCCUCGUUGUGCGCUAAAAGCGAAAGAUAUAUCGGUACUCAAGGUGGUGGAAUGGACCAAGCUAUUGCUUUUCUAGCAGAAAAAUACUGUGCACAAUACAUUACGUUUCAGCCUCUCCAAGCAACAUCCGUGAUUCUUCCUGAAGAGGCUGUGUUUGUUGUAGCUCACAGUUUAGCGGAAGCCAACAAAGCAGCUACAAAUGAUUACAACCGACGAGUUAUUGAAUGUAGACUGGCAGCACAAAUAUUGCUUACUCUAAGCGGAAUACCGACCGAUAAAAAGAUUAUAACUCUUAGCGAAACACGUAACAAAAUCGGGAAAACCUUAAAAGAAAUGAUACAGUUGGUGCUUACAUAUUUACCAAAAGAUAUAUAUAGAAAGAACGAGGUUUGCUCCAUUUUGAGUGUCGACGAAAAAGAGUUGGAAAAUCUGUAUCUUACUGCGAAUACAAAGCAUAUGACUGAAUUCAAAUUAAAGCAGAGAGCUCUACACGUUUAUGAGGAAGCGUUGAGAGUAGAGGAAUUUCGUAAUAUAUGCAGUCAGUCUGGCAAUAGCAAAGUCAAUGGUACUAAUGGUCACACUAUUAACGGAGAAUCUCAGAAUGAAACUUUGUCUACCUUGGGGAAAUUGAUGUUACAGUCCCAUGAAAGCCUAAAGAACUUAUACGAAUGUUCUCAUACAAACUUAGAUCUCAUAGUAGAAAUAUCCCAGAAAUUGGGAAUACAUUCAAGAUUAACAGGUGCAGGUUGGGGUGGUUGCGCUGUAGCUCUUUGUCCAAAGAAUCUGUUAGAAAAUUACAUUGAAACAUUAAAAGAGGAAUUUUACGAUAAGCAUUGCAAUAUAGAUAAGGUGGAUGCACAUAUGUAUGUUUUCGCUACCACCCCUAACCAUGGUGCUAUAAUUUAUGUAAAUUAAUUACGUAACAGUUAUUCUUUUAACUUAAUACAAUAAUUGUAAUAUAAAUUACUUAGGCAUUUACGUUUAAAUCAUUUUUAAACUAGUAUUAUAUCAACCAUACCAUCGAAUGCAUUUAUGGUGCCAAUGAUAGUCGUAAUUUUUUGUUGAGAUGUAAUUGAUGUAUCAGAUGUGCUUUAGUUUUUUUAUCAUUUACACCAAUAUAUUUUUAGUUUGCUUUACUUUCUUCUUUGCCAUGUAAUUAACUAUAUUAAGUUUGCGUGAAACAUUGUAAUGUAAAGCCAUGUAGUUUUUUGUAUUUAAUAUCUUAUUUUAUUAGAAACUUAUAAUAUUAGUUAAAUUAAACCGUGUAUUAAUAUAAAUGUACCUAUGUCACUUGUAAUUGGUAAUAAUAACAUGUUACCAAUGAUGUUGUUUUAUUUAUUUACGUCUUUGACCUAUUUAAAUUACCUUAUGCAUACUCUAUUUGUAUCUUUAGAUAGUACACUCACGGUCUUUGAUUGUUGGUUGAGCCAUUUUAGAGGUCACAAUAUUUUUUUUAUUUAAACCGCAUUUCCAAUAAAAGAUUUAUGAAUAAAGUGAAUAUAAAUGAAUU